This is a messenger RNA of Aegilops tauschii subsp. strangulata, 2639 nucleotides long. RefSeq lists its product as uncharacterized. NCBI's taxonomy places the organism in Eukaryota, Viridiplantae, Streptophyta, Magnoliopsida, Poales, Poaceae. The record is from RefSeq and is a predicted model, not a curated record.
GCGCGCCGUCGACGUCGCCGUCGGGGCGGCAAACCCAAAAAAAUGGCGCCUCCUCCCCUACACGACCUCACGCACCUGCUCGCCGAGGUGGCCUCCCGCCUCGCCCGCCCUCCCGGCGGCGCGGGCCCCUCCUCCGCGGCCGGCGACUCGCUCUCCGCCAACGUCUCCUCCCUCGCGGCGGCCCUCAACCCCGGCGCCGCCGCCCCUGCCUCCUCCGGAACCAGGGUCCUCGACGCCGCGCUCUCCCUCAUGUGCUUCGACCCACAGGAGGUGGAUAGGGCUCGCCUGGACUGCCUCGUCCGCACCGCCGUCUCCGCGCUCUCCGACUCGGCCUCGUGCCGAGUGGCCCGGACCGAAGACCGCGCCGAGAUGCUCUGCGUCGGGAGCUCCGUCUCGCCCCGGGACUGCCGCGAGCUGGUCCGCUCCUGCGCCGCCCUCGUCGAGAAAUUGGGGGGCCGUGAUGUUGCGGGGCAUUCCUAUGAUCUGUUGCACGCUGCUGUGAAAACAGCCCUGUUAUCCCCUCGUUACCAGUGUCUCUUUCCUUCGCCAUAUUACAGAGAAGAUGGAGAAAGCAGUUGCGAGAUGGGUACCAUUUCUCUGGAUGUAACAACACAUCCAUCUUAUCAAGUGCUUCCAAGUGAUGGCUCAAUCCCGCCGAGGGUCCAUUUGUGGCAUUACGACCCAUCAAUUCUGAAACAUGAUCUUUCAGAGAUGCUACGAGAAGCAAUUACAAGGCCUUUGCUUUGUCUGAGAAAAGAAUUACAUGAUCGGGUAGCAUGGCGUGUGAUUGUAAUAUGCUUAGUUUGCUCCCCACCAGCGUUCUUGGAGAUGCGGUCAUUAUUCCAUAUAUGGUUUCUUGCGACGGGUAUGGGUUCUGUGCUAGGACUUUGCACAGCAGUGGUAUCAUCAGUAAUAGAUCUUCUUCUCGAGCCUAUGGGAUGGGGAAUAUCCAUGGAACUGGGACAGAAAUUUCCCUUUACACAUGCUUAUUUCCCAAGCCAACAAAGGGAUUUGCUUGCCAUACUAACUGGACCCAUAUCAUGCAGACGAUUUUUGGAUCUUGUUUCUUAUAUAGAAGUUACGGUUUUCUUGGGUAAAACAAGCAGCGACGACUCUUCAUGGAAAAACAUACAAUCACAACCACCAAAAGGGUCACACUUUGGCAAGAAACAACCAUCAAAAGGAUUGGUCAAAUUCAUAUACAGUUCUGCUUGGUUGACAAUUACGAACUUCCCUACCUGGUUCAAUUUUGCCACUGCUCUACUAUUUCACCAGGAAGGUUCACAAGGUUAUUUAUCAGAAGUAUUAUCUGAGGAGAAAACUGCUGAAUCAAUAAGCGAUAUCAGUCUUGCUCAGAGGGCAGCAUUUUACCUUUCGUGGGUGUUAUGCCCUUCUAAUGUUGAUGAAUGCCAGUUGCUAGCUAAAAAUAUGGUGGAGUUAUCACAUUCUUGGGCCAGGAACAACAAAAGACGCCCAAGUUAUGCACACCAUACCAGUACAGUAAAUCACAGGAGGAAACUGCGAGUACCCACAGUUCGGGAUACAGAGAAACUUAAUGUGUCAACCAACCCUGUCAGUUCCCUUAUCAAAGAUUUUGAUGAUCGCUGUGUGAAGUUUUGUCGCAUAAGUGCUGUCAGUCAAGUGCAAGGUGCAGAACAAUUAGACGUCCCUCUCUCAUGCCCUAAUUUUCUGCAUCUACGGGUUCCUUUAGGGGUGUUGCUUGUGUCCUCUGCUUGUAUUAGUGAGCAAGACUGUAACGUGCUUCUGCACUACGCAAGCACUGGUCUGGUUAUGGAGUCAAAGGAAGGGCAGACAAAAAGGAAAGAUCAGGCUGGCAAUGAUGUUUUUUCAUCUAGUCGUGGAGGUUCUAGUGAAAGAUGGGCUUUAAGUGGUGCAUGUCUCAUCUUUGGCUGGCUUGACAUUAUUGAGGAUAUGUCCGCAGUGAUCUUUGAAUGUGAAGAUACAUGUCGUCAUUUUGUCAGUCAACUCAGAACCAAGACAGGCCCAUACCUGCUGAAGUGUGUAAAUUUAUUGCUGAAUGAGGCGGGCCAUGAUAAAGAUUUUGUAAUCGAUCUUCGCGACAAAUUGUUAAACUGGACUAAUAAAGGGCAGCGUUUUGAUGGUUGUGAGGCAUUCAAAGACGUCAUCGUUCAAAUGAACGCAAAAAUUCAGCCCUCUUCAUAGCAGUGAUCAGGGAUUUUAUGUAACUGUGAUUGUGUCCGGAUGGGUUCCUGGUCUCCUUUUGGUGACUGUACGGCUGGACGUGAACUGUGGAGUUAAAACAUAUCCAUUCAGCUCUUGGUCAAUCUUAUCAGAAUUCUGUACAAGAAGUCCUAGCUGUUCAAGCAGUGCAACUGUACAAGCAAUUCUGAUCAGUUCUACCCAUGUAGAUAAUGUUGUAAAGUAGCAUCUGUCAGGUUUAGAUAUUGUAAAGUAACAUCUGUCAGGUCUUGAUAGUGUAGAGUAGCAUCUUAGAGACAUAAAUUAGGCCAUGCAAAGUAGUAAUACUGUAUUCAUGUGCAAAUUUAUCUGUCGGCUCCAUUCUGAAUGUUUCCAGUUCAUUUCUUCUGUCAUGGCUAAAUAGAUUCUUGUGUUUGAAUUAUAGAAAUUAAAUGGUUGUAGUCAUCAGUUUAUAUUUA